Molecule: messenger RNA, 4093 nt
Organism: Trachymyrmex septentrionalis
Lineage: Eukaryota; Metazoa; Arthropoda; Insecta; Hymenoptera; Formicidae
Gene: mus101
Product: DNA topoisomerase 2-binding protein 1-A
Exons: 26
Coding region: 89-3922 (1277 amino acids)
Biological process (GO): mitotic G2 DNA damage checkpoint signaling; DNA replication initiation; mitotic DNA replication checkpoint signaling
Source: RefSeq, a predicted model, not a curated record
CACAUGGACGACGAGUGACGACUCUGGCCACACGAUUUCAGUAUUUUCAGUUGAUUUUAAUUCGAAGUAGGAUUAAGUAGGAUCUAGGAUGAUGACUCAGGAGAGCACAAUCGAAUGCGACGUAAAUAUUUACUUCGUCGUACCGAGUCAUCUGGACUCCGAAGAUGAUUGCAGCGAGAAUAUGUGGCAGACAUUUAACAAAUGCAAUGAGCUUAGUUUGCGUCCAGAAUGGGUUAGCGAACAGUUUUGCUGUAACAUGAAACCAGAGAAAAACGAUGUAUUUGUUAUAGAGGAAUUUAAAGGAGAAGUGUUCGAGAAACUGAAGAACUUUAAAUGCUCCAGAAUAGUAUCACCGAAAUGUCUGCUAAUUUGUUUUCUAAAUGGAGAACCAAUACCAGAAGGAAGAAGCCCAAUUUAUACGACAUCCAUGAGAAAAAUGUGCAUUUGUGCAUCAGGUUUUGAUGCCGAAAUUAAGGACUGGAUACAACAACGAGUUGAAUAUAUGGGAGGCGUCUUCACGAAGCAAUUAAGAAGUUCUGUCACACAUUUAGUAGCGGAUAAUGUGAUGUCUGCAAAAUAUGAGAAAGCUAUAGAAAUGAAAAUACCAGUCAUGACGAAAGAAUGGAUAGAAGCUGCCUGGAAAGCAAAUUUGAAGGAGGUGAUUAAGGCUGAUGAUAAGAUUUUUGAUAGAUACAAAUGUCCAGUUUUUAUGAAUUUAAUAGUUACUUCCACAAAUAUUCAAAGACGUCAAAAAGAAGAAAUUAAACGUUUAAUACAACAACAUGGAGGAAUAUUCAUGGGUCCUCUUGAUGGAACGAAGGUUCGAGUGGUUCUAACUACUGAGAUUGGUCCAUUAAGCGAUAAAUUAAAGUAUGCAAUGGAAAAUGACAUAGCCUGUUUGAAACUUGAUUGGGUAUACGAAAGUAUUAAAAUAGGAUACGCUCUACCCUUCUCUAACUUUAUUAUCCAAUCUGUAAAAGCAUGUUCAACACCAGAAAAAUCAAACACUCAAGAAUUGCUCAAUUGUUCUAACAUUAGCUCUAUAGCACAUGAUAAACGUCACACUAAUAUGAUAAGUGAGAGUUUUUGUACAACAAUAUCGAAUUAUUCCAAUAUAGAUGCAGUAAUUGGUAAACCCUCAACCUCUAAGUUAAGCGUAUUGGAUCGACUCACUUUCGGUGAAGCAAAAUCAGCUGGACCAUUUCUGGACGGAUGUAAUAUUUAUCUUGCUGGAUUUGUGACAAGUGUCAGAGAUAAAUUGAAUAAAAUAUUAAAUGUUGGCGGUGCAACACGUUUGGAUGAUAUAUCGGGUGCUGUGACCCACGUAAUUGUUGGCGACGAGAGCAAAGCAUCCGCAGAAUUAAAAGCGAUCAAAUCGGAAGGUUUAUGUCCUUACAUAUUGAAUGUAGAAUGGCUGGAGGAGAGUAUGAAAUUAAAACGACCUGCAUCAGAAGAACUCUUUUUGUUUGAAGUAAAAGAUGCAGUAUCUAAGAAAAACAUUGAGACACCUGCUUCACCGCUCAGUAAAAAGAAUUUACAAAUGUUGCAACAAUCGAAAAGAUCUCUACCGCCUUUGAAUUUAGAGAAAGUACUUCCGCCUGUGAAUGAAAAUGAGCAACCUGAUCUCGUGCAGCAAUAUCUGCAAGAGAAUGAUGAUAGCAGUGUCAGACAUGAAUUUAUCAAACCACUUAUCCCUGUUUCAAAAAACAAAGAUCGAGAGGAUUUGAGUAAAGCGAAAAGUGCGCACAUCAGUGUAUUAGAUGUAACAAAAAAUGUAGAAAGUGAUAACACCAUGCCACUGAGCCAAAGCUACACAGUGAACGAAAAGUUGUUCAAAGGUUUAACAUUCGUUGUGGCCGGUUUUGAUGACGAGGAUAAUCAUAUAGAGACAAUCGUAAUGUUGGGUGGGCGCUUAGCCUCGAGAACCUAUAGUGGUAUCCCGGAUUAUGGUAUUGUGCCUGUGGACGGAGCACCAUUAAAAUAUACAGUUAAUGAAAUUGUGAACGAUUUAUUUAUUGAUGAUUGUGUAAAUCAGGAGGAAGUUGUGGACAUUAUGUAUUACCACAGGCCAUUAUCUAUUAGAAAACCUUGUAAUCCAUUAUCAGGAUGCGUCAUAACGAUGAGCAUGUAUACUGGGUCUGAACGAAUGUACCUUUCGACACUAGCUAUGAAACUUGGCGCUAUAUGUCAAGAUAUGUUUGCGCGGAAAGCCAAUGCAGAGAAGAAUACACAUGGCAGUACACAUUUGGUUUGUCCAUCCCCGGAAGGAAACAAAUACAACGCGGCUGUGAGAUGGAAAUUACCGGCUGUCACAGCCGACUGGUUAAAAACCUGCGCGGAUGAAUUAACGCUCGUAGAUGAAACUCCGUUUCUCGUUGGAGAAACAAUAGCACCAGUUAGAACGACUAGCGAAGCGAAUCUUUCAGCUACUGGCGAAAAUAGACCAAGUCCAGCAAAAGAAAUUACAUCAAGAAUGAUUACACCGAUACGUCAUUUAUCUCAGGUCAAGGACGCAUUUUCUGUCGAAACUCCAUUGAUAAAUAAAAGACUUAGUCUUGUGAUGAACCAGACAUCGCCGUCACCAUUUCACGUGUCCACUCCGGAGAGUCCAUAUGGACAGGUCUUUAAACCCAAUCCUUCGCCUGAUACUCGAAAAGGAUGGAUUAAAUGGACAGAAAAUUUUCCUGAUUUGCAAGUAGAAGAACCGCCGCUAAAACGACGCGCACGUAGCACUCCGCUUUCAGCAUUGAAGAGGCAAUUGUGGGAAAAAUUAAAGAAUCCAGAUCAAUCUGAAAAAGAACAUGAAUCGGAUCAAGCAAUAACACACGAUGAUGAUAAUGAUUCUUUUUCGAAAAGAGUUGAAGAGGAGUCUAACAAAACUGUUUCAACUUUCAUCCCACCCAUCAACCGAAAACUCGACUUCGACGAAAAAAGUAGCCCAAUAUCAAAAGAAAUAAACAUGCAAAUAGCACAAUUGGAUCAAGUGCUUCAACGAACGUCCAGUACUCCUGAAAAUAGAUAUUCGCUAUCUGGUGAAAAUGCGAAGAAGUACAAUGAAGCUUCCGAUCAUAUACAAAAAUGUAUAGUAAAGGAUUCACAAGCUAUCGACGCCAUUGUAUGGGAGGAUCCAGAUCAUCCAAAACGAUCAACCUUAGGUAAACGGUCAAGUAACGAUAAUAGCAAUGUUAUUCAUGAAGAACAUACCGAUGAAGACGCCAUAGAAUAUGAACAAUCAACAAUACGAAAAUUUAUGCUGUCGGGUAUAAAGGAUAGAAUUGUGUACGAACAAGUGAUAAGAGAUCUAGGUGGAGACGUGUCUACGGACACAAAUUUUGAUAACAGUGCUACACAUCUCCUGUGCAUCAGACUCUCCAGAAACGAAAAAAUGCUUAGCAGCAUAGCUUCUGGAAAGUGGAUUCUGCAUUGCUCGUAUCUACAGGAUUCUAAACGAGAAGGCAGAUUCCUCGACGAGGAAGAGUACGAAUGGGGUAAUCCAAAGAGUAAAAACAAGAUUCCAGAACCAAGUAGCAAACUCGAGAAUGCGAUCGGAGCUGCGGUUUACAAAUGGCGAUUGAAAUUACAGAAAGAGUCGUAUGGCCCAUUUUCGAACAUAGUAGCUCUUUUGAUGGUCUCAGAAGAAAAAUACGAUCAAUUUAAGAGACUGAUCGAAGCUGGUGGCGGUUUAGUCAUGCAAGCAAAACCGCCUUAUGAUGUCAGUCUGCCUGGUCGCAGAAUCACACACUGUUUCGUUAAUGUGAAACAGGUAAACCAGUCGGUAGAUUGGGCUAUGCUGGCUAGCAAAGGCAUCCUCUGUUUCUUGCCGCAAUAUCUCAGCGAUUAUUUAACCACAGUGACGCCGCUCAAUCCACGAGACUGUGUACUCCCAGAAUUUAAGAAAUAUCUGGCGCUACUGCCCAAGUAGCAAGAUUGAGGACAAAAUUAUAAUUAAAUUUGCAAACAAGCAUAUGUCAUUGGUUCGUGAGGUACAUACAUUCAAUACUGUACAUAGCAAAUUCGUUCAUUAAAAUACGUACAAUAGUGAUACAUACAAUAGUGUACAUAGUAAAUUCAUAAUUACAUUAUUGAAGAGAGA